Bradysia coprophila is the source of this 2327-nucleotide messenger RNA. RefSeq lists its product as uncharacterized. Lineage: Eukaryota; Metazoa; Arthropoda; Insecta; Diptera; Sciaridae. Gene Ontology annotation, cellular component: nuclear membrane. Gene Ontology annotation, molecular function: lamin binding; actin filament binding. Gene Ontology annotation, biological process: nuclear migration along microtubule. The record is from RefSeq and is a predicted model, not a curated record.
CUGAAUGAUUUAACCAAAAAAAGAUGGUUAAAUGUCAGUUCAUCUGAUACAUACGUACCGGUUUCAUUUCGGAUAGUUUGCCGGUUUAGUUUGACGAGAAAGUAAAUUCUUUAUAAUAUCGAGGAAAUACGAGUAAUGCAACUUAAUUUAAUUCAACAUGAGCAAUUUAAUUGAACGAAUGAGCUUCAUUGUGCCAGUUGUAUCCAUUAGUUUCAUAUUUAUCAUAAUCUCAAUUAAUUUGUACAUGAAAAUAAGAAAAUUAUUUCCGAUUACAGUAAAUUGCUGGUUUUGUAAUAAGGAUGCAAACGUACCUUAUAGCCAGUUUAACUCCUGGAAUUGCGAACACUGUACGCAAUACAAUGGAUUCGACAAGGAUGGUGAUUAUAAUUGUGACAUACCAGCUCAACGAACUAUUCAAUUGAAUAAAAGAUAUAAGACUGGCAAUAUUAGUAAAAUCUCGUAUGUUGCCUCAGAUGCGCAGAGAAAUCGUUUAUGUGAAAAUUGUAACCGAAAUCAGGAAAUCAAAGUGCAACAAUUAGCUUUAUUUGAGCCUAUCGUAAAAGAGAACUUUGACGUGGAAAUUGAAAAAUUUCGGGAAAAACUAGAAAAAUCGUACGAAUUGUGUCACACUUGCCAGCGAUCUGUUAAAAAAACUUUAAGCCGAAUAAUGAAUAAUGUACUCGGGUUAAGAUUGACUCAAAUUGGACAAAAGGGUUUGAAUGUGGUCGAUCGACAUGUAAAAAAAACCGACUCGAAGAAGCAUGUAAUUUUGAAUCGAAUGUGCUUAAUGGCAAUUUCUAUACUAUCCAUUUGGAAUAUAUACAGUUCAAGUAAAAGUGUCCAUCUAUCGAGGAACCAUGUUGACUCAUUUUUCCCACCACUCGUUACACAUUACAUAUUAAGCAUCAUUUCAUUAAUUUCUGCGGUAAAACUUAUCGUAAUCGAGUACUCAUCAGCGAUUGUCUUUUCCACGAUCGAUUUUCAACGGAUGUACUCCUACAUUGCUGCCGACAAUAAUGAUUACCAAAUCGAUUUCGUCAUCAAUAUCGCGGCCGUUUUAUUAUCACUAAAGUUAGUGUUAGCCAGAUCAAGAAUACGCAAAACUGGUCGAAUGUAUCCUCUGUUACUUAUGUUUUUAUGGAACAUCAAUAUGCUGUGGCCAACAAUUGCGGGAAAUGUGGGAAGCGAAUUUGUUGCAGACCUUUUAAAAAUAUUUUUUGGAGUAAUCAUACUGGUUGUCGUGAUCAUAUUGAACUACACAUUAUUCGAAGAGGCGACAUAUAAAUGUCAACCUUUAAACAACAGCUUUCAUCGAAUUUUUUCAAACUGCGACGAGGAUUUGUCCGACGAUGAAGCUGUGUCAAAUGAAAUCGACUAUUGCCGUUCAACUUCUAGUAAAACAGAUUACGACCUAUUAAAUUUCAACAGAUCGUUCAGUACUACAAAAUCAAUAAGUCCAGAUGUAUCUCAAGAUUUAAAUAGCACAGCCAGACGCGAUGAUCGACACUCAUCUUGGUACCAACAACAGUGCAAUCGACAUAUUUCGGAGAACAUGAUAACUGACCGAUUAUAUUCCCCGUUUCUCAUACCAGACGAUUGCCAAAGUAAACUGACUGAUUUGAAAAUAAGUGGAAUCGGUCGCAACCAUGAACAUGCAAUUACUUGCUCAUCACCAACUCCGUCAAUAUUAAUAAAUGAUCGAGAUCGAUCUCAACUCCUCACACCAGCACGACUGAAUUUUAAGGACUGUUCACCACUCGUCUCUGCUACAAAAACAUCGUGGGUUGCUGGUGGAUACUUUGUGAAAAACAACCUUUCGCCGCAGAAACGCAAACAGCCGCAAGGUGUUCUUUUUCAUCCAAUAUCACGCACAUCGUCGCAAAGUUCUGGAUUCGAAUCGCGAACCAGUUCAGCUCAUAACGGAUACGCAAGUGGUUCGAGAGAAAGUUCCAUUACUGGUGAUGUUGCUUCUAAUUUUUCCGAACCAACACUAAUUUCUGACCAUCCACCGAAUAUUAAUUUUCCAAUUAAUCACAGUUUUUCAUUAUAUGCGAAAAAUCAAACGCGUUUAAUGAAUAACUCAUCAUCAUGUGAACCUGAGUCUGUAGGUAAAUACUGCACGGUCCCUUCGAAAAACUAUGAUGACCAUAAACAAUUAAUGUCAGUUCCGAAAUCAGUUUAUCAUCAGUUUGGAACUCAUCGGCUCGAUUUGAAUGACAAACACUCUGGCUUUAGUAAAUUUUCACAUCACGCCCAGAACAUUUGUAAAUCAAAUAUUAAUUCUUUCACAUUUGGUGAUUCGAAAAUAUUCUGAAAUUGGAACGGUU